AUGAUUUUAGGAACAUGGAAUACUCGUAGCCUCUAUAGAACAGGAGCACUCGAGGCGCUCUGUCAGGAGACGAUGAGGUACAGAAUCGACGUGCUGGCUGUUCAAGAGACCCGAUGGACUGGCGAGGGGGUAUACGAUACGAGAACGCAUACGAUUCUGCACAGUGGAAACAAGGACCGACAUGAACACGGAGUUGCAUUCCUGGUAGACCGGAGAUUUAAAGACAGAAUCCUGAACUUCACAGCGAUAAACGAAAGAGUAUGCGUGAUAAGGCUGAAAACAAAGUUUUUCAAUUUGUCCAUCAUCAACGCACACGCGGAAACGGAGGAAAAGGACGAAGUCACCAAGGACAACUUCUACAGCGGACUGGAACAAGCCUUCGAUACAAUACCGUCAAAUGACAUCAAAAUGGUAAUAGGCGAUCUCAACGCAAAAAUUGGAAAGGAACUAACAAUCGAGACAUCGUGGGACUGCAUAGCCUGCAUGAGGAAUCAAACGACAAUGGCCUACGCGUCAUAG
This is a messenger RNA of Temnothorax curvispinosus, 519 nucleotides long. RefSeq names its product craniofacial development protein 2-like. Gene Ontology annotation, molecular function: catalytic activity. The transcript has a single exon. NCBI's taxonomy places the organism in Eukaryota, Metazoa, Arthropoda, Insecta, Hymenoptera, Formicidae. The record is from RefSeq and is a predicted model, not a curated record. The coding region runs from base 1 to 519 and encodes 172 amino acids.